GCAAAGCAUGACGUGACCGACUUGGCUUUGUCAACAUUUGGCCAUGCAGGAGGGAGGUACGGAGGGAAAACACUGGCCAAUGGGAGCCGGGAGACACAUGACAGGCACAUGACAGGGGAGGCAGGGAGAGCAGGCCGGAUGGUCACGUCAUUGUGUGGCACCCACCCCCUUUUUCAUAGGGCAGAGAGCCCACAGUUCUCUAUAUUCUAUAUUCCCCUUGGUAGCUGAACAGAGAUCAGUGAGCAGAUAUUUGCAAUGGUCCUUCUCGUUUUCUUAUUUACCUAUUGAGAUGGAGUAGGUUGUCGUUAGGUUGACAGUGUUCCCAGACUCCUCUCGCAAUGCCCAUAAACGUAGACAUUUCGGCUUUGCUUUCCUGCACUAAUUACAUAUGAGCCCCAGGUCCUGUAGGCCGGGAGAAACUGAAGAAUGUUGAGUGUCAGUUCACAGAGCUGUUUACUGUGCAUGAGGGGGGAGUGUGUGGGAAGUGAAUGCUGCAGGCCCUGCCAUUGGCUGGUGCAGUGAGUGGGAGGGGGGCAAAAUGAAAGGGUGUCUGUGUUGGCCUAUCAGAGACAAGGGCUGGCGGGACCAUGUGUGGGCUGCAAGGCUGCUGAGGAGAAUGAGAAUGGAUGUUUAUCCAAAGACUCAAAUACCAAAAAAAAAAAAACAUGAAGUAAGUUGUUGGAGUUUAUCGGACCAACGUGUGCGGAUUAUUUCAAAAGAGAGGAAAUGGCAGACCCCGGACCAACUGGAUUAAGGAUUUGUGGAUCAAUUCUGUGGCAGUUGGAUUAGAUGCCAUAUAUUCUCAUUACCCGGAUUAAGACAGUCACGUGUGCUGUGCUUGACAAUGUUUCCAUUCAUUUCAUGCUGUCAGAAUGACAUUGUUUAAUCCGGUUUGCAUUAAUUUGGAAAUGAAUCAUGUUCGCAGAUGUUGGAUUAUCAAACCUGGAUGCGUGAGGGCCCUCUUAAAUCUGACGUGACCUCGUAUUUUUCAUCAGUUCAUGUGGAUUUUUCACGUAGUCUUUGCGUCAUCAGGAUCAGACGGUUUGUUUCAGAUCUGGCGCAACAAACUUGCACUGCUGACUUCUCUUGAACCGAGGCCACCGCUGGACCGUAUUUCACCUGGAUACUUGGAUCUCACUUUCUCAUAACGUUGGAUUACCGGAGUUGGCCAGUAUUCCGUAAAGAGGGUUUUGACCGGUGACACGGAAAGCUCGGUUGCAUGUGGCGCAUUCCAAAGGGGGCUGACCAGAUCUCCACAGUGCAUUACGAAUGCGUGCUCCCCAGUGUUUGUGUGCAUGUAAUGUGCGUGUGUGAGAUUUCGGAGCAUCCCCAACCUGCUACAACUGCUUUCGCAUCCUGCCUCUUUGCUGUCUCUCGCUUUCUCCUGUCAUUCUCACCAUUCGCGUGCCCUGUCUCUGUCUGCUAUCGCCUGUGGUGAACCAGAUUCACACUCUGCUUCUCGGUUGAUCAUUGCUCACAAAUCCAGGUUCAAUUUCCGCGAUUCACUCCCACACAAAGCUCAGAGUUGCAUCAAGACUACUUUAUCCUCAAUUUGUUGUAUUGUGUCAUCAAAACAAUUGUGCUUGCCAUAAAUUGUUGCACAGCUGAUAAUAAUGUCAGUAUCUUUAAGAAUUAUGUAAAUUACAAUGUGAUACAACUACUUCAUAUUAAUAUUUGUGAAUAGUUGUAUGAAUAAUCCAAAGUCUCAAAUACAAAGAAAUGAUGAAGUAAAUUGCUGGAGUUUAUCAGACCAACGUGUGUAGAUCAUUUCAAAAGAGAGGAAAUGGCAGACCCCGGACCAGCUGGAUUAAGGAUUUGUGGAUCAAUUCUGUGGCAGUUGGAUUAGAUGCCAUAUAUUCUCAUUACCUGGAUUAAGACGGUCACAUAUACUGUGCUUGACAAUGUUUCCAUUUUUUUCAUCAUGUCAGAAUGACGGUUUAAUCUGGUUUGCAUUAUUUUGAAUUUAUAUUUGUGAAUAGUUCUAUGAAUAAUCUAUUUUAUGAGCAGUGAGAAGGUCUUGGUGUGUGCAAGUGGCAAUCAGUGUGCAAAAGCUUGGUUUUUUUAGCUAAUUUUUCUUCUGGUAAGCAGACAGCAUUUUAGAAAGUGGGUUACCAUAGACGGAAAUAGAAAUAGACAUGCUGGUCUUCUGAGGAAGCGUUAUGCAAACCACAUACUUUGAGAUAUGUGGGGAAACUGUGAACUGUAACUUCCUCAUUGAGUCGGCUUGAGUAACCCUGAGCUUUUACACUCAUGUUUGUCAGUGUGAAGAAAAUUGUCUCAGCGUUCGAGACCCGCCGCCAACCUCGGCCCCUGUCUCUCCCGCCUUCCCUCCCCCAGUCCUUCCCUUCUAAGCUCUCUCCCCACAAGAGCCCCAAAAAUGGCUCCCGGCUCCCAUCAGCCAGUUCUACUUCUCCGGCGUGCAUCCACACCAACCCGAGCCCUCACUUGUCCCCGCCCCUCUCCCGCUCAUCCUCCGCCCCUUCUUCCCCCACCCUCAGGAGAACUGCUUGCUUUUCCGUCUCUCCCUCUGGCACAAAUAUUCCCCCCGUCGUCCUUCGCUCCUCCCACCCAAACCUACACCUUGCCUCUCACAAGAUGCCCUCGGUGCUCCACCACGCGCCCCCCGCUCUGCCCAGCUGGCCUCGACACCCCGUCACUCCCCCCCCUUUGCCCCGCCAGCUGAAGCUGCCCAGGGGGGCGGACUGGCAGCGGGAGGAGGGGCUAGGCUCGGGCCGUGCCGGGGGCGGUGUCCGUAGCUCCUGGCCCAGCAGUCGCACGGAGCUCUGCGGCUGCGGUAGGCAGAGGUGCUCCGAGGUCACGGAGAGAAGCAGCCCGUCCAGCUCCGUUUCCUGUGAGAGAACAGGACAGGCGAGCUGCUGGGAGUCUCUGCCGAAUCCUCGCUCCCCUGGGGGCCCUUCGGUCAGCCACACUCAGGCUGCCUUCGGUAAAACAGCCAGAGGUGCCCCAGGGGACAGAGACACUAGCUCUGCCUGCGUCAACAGACUCAAGACACCUGCCCUGCCCUCACCCAUACCCCUCUCUGGACCGAUGGCCAUGCCCAGGAAACAGAGCCAGAUUCACAGUCCCACUUUGACCAGGAAGUACGCUCUCUCAGUCCCCAGUCAGCCAGUCACAGACCUUGGCCUGAAGCCUCAGCCUUAUGGAACCCACAGCCCAGAUCCCAGUGCUGAGAGAGGCCUGGCCACCUUCACUCCCAUUAAAACAGGAGUACUCUGUCCACCUUUCCUAGAUUCUGCUCAGACCCAAAGCCGAGGUCUUGCUGAUAGAGUGGAAACUGAUAGAGCGCCUUGUUUUGGUUCAAACAUACAUCAAUCACAGGACCGUUCUGCUUGUCCUAGUUUCAGGGCACAAGGCUGUUAUUGGAGCUGCAGUCCCAUAGACACAUGUGACCGUCAGACCCAAACUACAAACAAUGCCCAAAAGGACUGUGAUCUCACUAUAUAUCAGACUGGGUCUGUUGGACACUCGCUCACAUCAAAGGAGGUCCAAACUGUGAAUGUCUGUUCUGCUGUCAGUUCAGCCCAGUUGUUCUCCAGGGUGGCACAAAAUCCCAUUCAGAUCAGUGCUCCCAGUCCUUCCCAAAGCCCCGGUCUGAAUUCAUCUGGCACCAGCAGCACUGCGGACACUGGUCCGAACUCUGAAUCAUGGGCUGGGUCUGCUUCUUUCAGGGAUGGUCAUAACUGCAGCAGUGGUGCUUUUCAAGCUCAAGACCAUAAUGGGAAUAAAGUGUGUUUGCCGAGUAGUGCAGUUAACCUGGGGUCGCUGAACAACACAGUGGGGAGCCGUGACUGUGUCGUGUCACAUGACCUCAAAGUGGGCACAUCUCCAGCCGCAUCAGAACUGAGCUCAUCCAUCACCAGCAGUCAUCCCACAGCAAACCCUGCAGCAUCUGUGACUGAGGCUGCUGUACAGAGACCCUUCCACACUACUGCUUCUAGGACUACCUUACAGGGUCCCAUGCACACUAGCAUUGCUUCUGGGGCUGCUGUACAGGGUCCAAUACACACUACUACCUUUGGAGCUGCCUUACAGGGUCCCAUUCAUACUACUGCCAUUGGGUCUGCUGUACAGCCUCUUGAUCAUACUACUGCCUCUACAGCUGCCUUACAGGGUCCCAUUCACACUAGUAUUGCUUGUGGGUCUGCUGUACAGGGUCCUGUUCACACUACUGCCUGUGGGUCUGCUGUACAGGGUCCAGUUCACACUACUGCCUGUGGGUCUGCUGUACAGCUUCCUGUUCACACUACUGCCUGUGGGUCUGCUGAACAGCUUCCUGUUCACACUACUGCCCGUGGGUCUGCUGUACAGCUUCCUGUUCACACUACUGCCUGUGGGUCUGCUGUACAGGGUCCUGUUCACACUGCUGCCUGUGGGUCUGCUGAACAGGGUUCCAGUACUACUGCAGUGCAGGGUGAUAUCAGAGGAGUACGCACUCCAGCCCCUCCAAAAACAUCAGCGCCAUUCCCUGAUGGUGCUGAGAACUUGCUCCAUCCCCCCGAGGUAAAGCCACACGCGGGAGGACCUGAACCCAAAGAACCAAAGCCGGUGCCGGUGACCCUGACCCGGAAUUCAGACAAGGCAUUUCUGUCCCUGCUGCUGUUCAUUCAUAGUGGCUCUAGUAACAGCAUGAUUGCAAUCGACAACAAGAUUGAACAGGCCAUGGACCUGGUGAAGACUCACCUGAUGAUGGCAGUGCGGGAGGAGGUGGAGGUGCUGAGGGAGCAGAUCAAGGAGCUGUCCGAGAGGAACGCGCAGCUGGAGCGAGAGAACUACAUCCUGCGGGCCCUGAGAGAGAGAGACUGAAGGGUCGGGACUAGAGGCUGGGACAGCCCGAUGAGAAGGGUUCCCCCGGGGGAGCGAAGAGAUAAGAGAAAUAUGAAAGACUUUGUGUACUUCCAUUGCUCGUUUUGGACGUUGGCAGCACGUAGUUGCAUGUCACUCAGGGGUUUAUGGGAGAUUGAGUACAACAAUUACGUGCAAUGUCUGGAUUCAUGCAGAAUUAAAACAAGGAUGGGUAAAGAGCAAAAAUAAAAAGUACGUUGGAAGAGAGUGGGGCAGAAUAGAGGGAGAGGCUUUGAGUAGAAAAAAAGAGGAAUGUGCAAACCAGGCGUGGAAAAUCUGGGGGGAGAAAUCAUUUAUUAGAUUAGACUACUCUACUGAUCUAAUAACAAUAAUAACAAUAAUAAUAAUAAUAAUAACACAGUUUAUUUGUGAAUAUUUGUGAAAGGCUUUUCCCUUGCUCAUACCGCUGCAUAGCACAUAAAAGCAAACAAUGUAAAUUGUAGAAAAAGGAAAAAAAACUAAAAGAUAAGAACAAAGGUAAAUUAAUAAAUGCAGUAUAUUCAUAGGGGACAGAUGACAGAAAUCAGAUCACUGUGAGCAGAAAGAGUAUAAUACAUAAACCAUCCCAAUCUUAUAGCACAGAGCCCUCCCCCCUCUCUUGCACACACAAAACCAGCAGCUGGAGACUCAUAAUUAACACCCACAAAGCAAAAUUAAUAGUAUAAUCAUGAUGAUGGUUUCAGUAAUUCAUAUAAUAAUGACUUUGAUGAUGAUUAUGAUAAUGAUGAAAAUAAUAUUAGUUAUAAGAAUUCUCUGAGUGUGCCAGCUUAAAAAAUGUACACUUGUUAAUUUAUUAUUGUGUUUCUGUUAUGGGUUGUACUAUAAUAGUAAGGACAGGCCUUUGUGGUGGUUUACCUUGGACUUGUCAAUUUUUAAUGUUUAAUUUUUCCUUCAUGGGUUCUCAAAUUGCCCUGUUUUACUUUUCCUGUACAAUAUAUAUUUCCAUCACCAGAAGGUUCCAAAGUAUGUAUAUUUUUAUCUUUGAAGUGUCAUAAAGCCAUAUAUCAGAACAGGGCGACCCCAGGCCUGGCCAGGUUGAGGGUGUUUCUUUGUUGCAUUUGCACUCAUGAAAUGUUCAAAAGAAAUGGUGAUAAGAUGCCUUAAAGUGCACUGCUUGCUUUUUCCGUGUUAAAGCUGAGCCUUGAAAAUGCUACUACAUUAACAGACUGCUGUCAAUUAUGACGGCGACGUUUAUACUUUCCUUUCAGGUUUUUAUUUUUUUUAUUUUUUAGCGAACUCUGAAAUAGUGAGGAUUCUUGAGUGGAGUAGAGUGAUUUGAGGGGGCUUGUUUGGUUCAACCACUUUCAAUCUCUUUCCGAUCACACGAUGGUACACCAGCACUCCUUUCUCUGAGGGUGUCCGAGAUACGUCCCCUGUUAUUCAUAUUCUCGCAACGUUUCUGCAACACACCGCCAGUGUUAAAGAGAAUGGAAAAAAACUAUAGGCACUGCACUGCAGUAUUCUCUGUGACAGAGACAAACAUAUGGGCGCACAGCACUUCUCAUAUGGCCAUUGUAUUAUUUAUGUAACCUUUUCCACCUGAUUGUUUAUUUAAAGGGUUAUUGUGCAGCUUUGAGGAAGAAGUCUUGCAUGAUUUGAGAGCCAAAUUGGGUGUGUCGGUACUUGGAUCAGCCAUGCCGCACUUCUCUGUGCAGGUGAUAAAAGCAAUCUGUGAACCAACUUUUACUGCAGUCAUGACAUGCGUCAUGCCAUGAAAACAUUAAUAAACAGAAAUGGCACAGUGGUUCAGCCGGUUUUCCUGUACUAGGGGGGACAGUGGAUGAUUAGAAUUAUGCGGUACUGUAUGUGGUUUUCAAUUCAGUAGAUUGUAGGUGCCAACAGUGCACCCCUCUAAAUGUUACAUGGGUCAGUAGGACUACUCCAGGGUGUUCUAGGGCAUUCAAGGUCUAAUGCUCUGUUACUUUUUCUGAAGUUUCAGCUGAUUAAGGGCAAUGUCACACUUUGCUCUGUAAAUUCAGUUGACAGCAUGGUAUAUGGUACUGAUUAUCCGGAGCGGGAACAUUAGUUAGUUUAAAAAAACAUACUUGAGAGCAACAAGUUAUUCAUUUUAUUGAAGGUCUCAGAAUUCAACCAGGGUCUAGAGGCUGUCUGCUCUGAUGAAAAACACUGUUUGCUACUGAAAGAAUGUACAUCCUUGUGAAACCGGACUACUCCAAAAAACAUAUACACAGAUUUGCUCCAGUACUAUUCAUGUAUUGCUACCUUUAUUGUAAGACAUCCACAAAAGUUUUUUUUCUUUCUCCAGACUUGAGAUGUCAGUUGCGGUUCAUUAUUUUUUCUUAGGCCGACAGGAUGUGCAUUGUCUCUGUCUGUUACAGUAUUUCUAUUUUAUUUACUUUUUAUCCUACUGUUCUGCUCUUUUUUUUCUUUUUUUUUUUGAAGUAUACUUUCUAAAAGUGGUGGUGUAAAGUAUUAAUUAUUGGUAAUUGUGUACCAAAUGGAAAAAAGGAUCAAUCUAAUAAAUAACUUUUACUAAA
Messenger RNA from Anguilla anguilla (European eel), 7361 nucleotides. RefSeq lists its product as uncharacterized. The transcript has 3 exons. Gene Ontology annotation, biological process: regulation of transcription by RNA polymerase II. The record is from RefSeq and is a predicted model, not a curated record. NCBI's taxonomy places the organism in Eukaryota, Metazoa, Chordata, Actinopteri, Anguilliformes, Anguillidae. Bases 2251 to 4824 code for a protein of 857 amino acids.